This is a messenger RNA of Glarea lozoyensis ATCC 20868, 1437 nucleotides long. RefSeq lists its product as uncharacterized. The coding region runs from base 1 to 1437 and encodes 478 amino acids. NCBI's taxonomy places the organism in Eukaryota, Fungi, Ascomycota, Leotiomycetes, Helotiales, Helotiaceae. The record is from RefSeq and is a predicted model, not a curated record. The transcript has a single exon.
AUGGUCCAGAAGCAAAACGAGAUGCUCAAUGGUUUCUGGCGCAUCAAAUGGUGGAGGUAUCGAUACGCAAUACUAGCUGGAAUAUUAUUAAACAUAUUCCUCAUCAAUCAUUUCUUUCUCGAUCAAUCGAUAUCAGACCUCAACCCUUUCCCAGCUACGCAGUACCCCCCGCCAACUGUACCCCGUCCGAAAGACGCAGAUGCACCACCAGCACCCUCGGGAGUUAUAGUCACUCCACCGAAAUCGUCUGCGACGUACAACCUGAAUGAUUACAACUUUAACGGACAAUACGUGGGAUGGCCGCUCGAGCGGUUGUGCGGCGAGACCAAGUGGCAAGAAGGGCUGGUCUUCGUAUGCGACAACAAUUCUGGAGGAAUUGGCAACAUUCGAAACUUCAUCUUGACCUGUAUUCGAUAUGCUAUCGAGGCUGGCGCAACUGGUAUUACAAUGCCUCAGAUUCAGCGACGCUCGGAAACGGAUCUUGCAAAUAUCUUCACUACUGGGUUCAAACCGCUCAACUACUUUUUCGACGAAGAGCACUUCCGCAGCUCUAUAGAGACUUACUGUCCGCAGAUGAAAAUCUUCAACACGAAAACCGAUAUUCCAAACGCGGGUAAAAUACAAGAGAUCACCGAAUUCUAUCCCAAGGAUCUCAAUGUCGAUACAGAUGGAUGUGACGGGCGUGGUGUAAACCGACAUUUGGAUCAAUUCCGUCAGAAGUUUGACCAGUGGAUUCGCGAUAACAAACGACCAUCAAGCUGGGAGGAGCCAACCACAUUGAGGUUUAGAUGGGCAACAUUCUUUGAGUGGCCCAUCAUCCGAGAUGGGCCGGAAUUCGCGGCAACUUUUGGCGAUCUGCUGAGAAUUAAUAAGGAUAUCGAGAAGAUUGCUGUGAAGACAAUCUUGGAGCUUCAGAAAUUUGCUGGCGUCCAGCCUGACGGAACCCUUAUCACGGCACCCUACCUAGGCGUUCAUCUGAGGACAGAGAGCGAUGCGCUUAACUUCUGGCCAGACUUUGAUACUCAAAGUGACGGAUAUAUCCGGGAGGCGGAUACACGAAAUAUGAAGCACGCAUACUUGGCGUCAGGAAAUGCUACCGACGGCCACAGAUUUGGUGCUAAAGCCUUUGACAAGCUGGGGUUGAAAGUAACUCAGAAAAUGGACUUAUUGAAGGGAGAAGAUUUAAAGGCUCUGACAGAUUUGAGCUGGGAUCAACAAGCCCUGGUGGAUUAUUUGGUACUAUCUAAGAGUACUCAUUUCACCGGAUGUUCAUUCUCUUCUUUCGCUAUGAACAUUGGAAUCAAGAGACACUUGAUGACCGGAGGAAUCAACUCGCGCCCAUGGCGGAGUCCGGGAGACGUCUUUUCGACUCUCGUUGGGAGAUUUGACAGCUGGUAUGGUGAUUGGAUGUUCAUGUACGAAUGCAUGUGGCCAUGA